Messenger RNA from Apodemus sylvaticus (European woodmouse), 521 nucleotides. It is a transcript of the gene Cplx3, whose product is annotated as complexin 3. Gene Ontology annotation, cellular component: SNARE complex; terminal bouton. The transcript has 3 exons. Gene Ontology annotation, molecular function: syntaxin binding. The record is from RefSeq and is a predicted model, not a curated record. Bases 1 to 477 code for a protein of 158 amino acids. Gene Ontology annotation, biological process: regulation of neurotransmitter secretion; neurotransmitter transport; synaptic vesicle exocytosis. NCBI's taxonomy places the organism in Eukaryota, Metazoa, Chordata, Mammalia, Rodentia, Muridae.
AUGGCGUUCAUGGUGAAGUCCAUGGUGGGUGGCCAGCUGAAGAACCUCACCGGGAGCCUGGGGGGCGGCGAGGACAAGGGGGAUGGAGACAAGUCUGCAGCCGAAGCACAGGGCAUGAGCCGAGAGGAGUACGAGGAGUAUCAGAAGCAACUGGUGGAGGAGAAGAUGGAGCGAGAUGCACAGUUCACACAGAGGAAGGCAGAACGGGCCACACUGCGGAGUCACUUCAGAGACAAAUACCGUCUGCCCAAGAACGAGACAGAUGAAAGCCAGAUCCAGCUGGCAGGUGGAGAUGUGGAGCUGCCUCGGGAGCUAGCCAAGAUGAUCGAGGAGGACACAGAGGAAGAAGAGGAUAAGGCCUCUGUGCUCGGGCAGCUCGCCAGCCUCCCUGGCCUGGACCUCAGCUCACUCAAGGACAAGGCCCAGACUACACUAGGGGACCUCAAGCAAUCAGCUGAGAAGUGCCAUAUCAUGUGACCACUUCCCCUGGGUUUGCCUCUAGGAUGGCCAGAGGGGCUGGU